Penicillium cataractarum is the source of this 759-nucleotide messenger RNA. Its product is annotated as type 1 glutamine amidotransferase domain-containing protein. The coding region runs from base 1 to 759 and encodes 252 amino acids. The record is from RefSeq and is a predicted model, not a curated record. The transcript has a single exon. Lineage: Eukaryota; Fungi; Ascomycota; Eurotiomycetes; Eurotiales; Aspergillaceae.
AUGAAAACCAAGAAGAUUCUCGUCAUCCUCAGCGAUGCAGACUCCUUCCCCCUCAAAAAGACCAGCGGCUCCAACAGCGGUCAAACAGUCCAGCAUCCCUCCGGCUUCUUCCUCCAAGAACUCGCAAAGCCCCUACAAAAGCUCUUAGAUGCCGGCCACGAAGUCACCUUCGCCUCGCCCCAGGGCCACGAACCAACCGCCGAUCCAAACAGCGAAACUCUGCUCGCAUACGCAGGAAACUUCUACGAGCGUCGCCGCGAACACGAUCUCAUUGAAAGAAUGAAGAGAGAAAAUGGCUUCAAUAAUCCUCGACCGUUCAGCUCUAUCAGUGACGAGGAACUCGCCACCUUCGCGGGCGUCUUUAUCCCGGGUGGCCAUGCACCCCUGAAGGACUUAGGCGGGGAUCGUGAAUUGGGUCGGAUACUGAGAUAUUUUAAUCGAGAGAAUAAGCCUACUGCGGCUAUCUGUCAUGGACCGUUUGCGUUGUUGAGCACAAAGCAGGCGGGUGAUGGAUCAUUCGUGUAUUCCGGGUAUAAGAUUACUUCUUGGAGUGAUGCGGAGGAAAAAGUGAUGGAAACCAUGUUGGGCGGCGAGAUUGAAAAGGUCGAGUCGGCGUUGAGAAAUGAAGGUGCGGUCAUGAUGGAAGGCGCCCCGGAGAAGGUUGGUGGAACGACGCUGCAUCGUGAGUUGAUUACUGGGGGGAAUCCGUUGGCUGCGAAUGCACUCGGAGAUCGAUUUUUGAGAAUGAUUAGCGUUUGA